AGCCAAGUGAAGAGGGGAGAAUGAGAAAACUGGAGGGGUGGUUAGAGGAGACAAGAGUCGUGGAGACUGCUGGGGAGAAAAAAAAACGGUGAGGAGUGUACAUGGGAGAGCAGGAAAGCCUGUGAAGACUGGAGUGAAAAAGAAGCCAAGGAAGCUGAAACUUAGGAGAGAAAAACAAAAGAAAGGAAAAAGAAAAGUAGCUGACUGAUACAAAUGUGAGAGAUGGCUAUAGACUGUCAUGAAGACUCACACCAGACCCUGGAGUAUACUGGCAAGGUGUAUAAAAAUGAAGGAACCGUAGAAAAGAAGCCCGUCGAGUCAAAUCACGUGGAGCCUCUGCAGAACAAGAAAGUACCUUGGACCAAGUUAAGUCAAGUCUUAUACAAAGGGACAGCCACAGAAGAAAGAGAGGGUCUAGCUACUGGAAUAUCAUUCAUAGCACAGCCAGAGUGUGAAAAUAACCAGGAGAUCUGUCCCAGUUCUCAGGACCCCCAGCGCUAUAUUACACAUUCCAAGCAAUACAGCUUGCCAGAGAGCUUUGAGAAUAUCCCAAACAAUGUAGUAAACUCUACUGAAGGCAAGUUUGCUUGGAGGACUCACACUGGAAGGGGCAAAGGAAAGAAGACAAAAAGGAAGAGAACGGUUAACGGUGGUACGUGUAGCCCACCGCAUCUGGUACAGAGGAUUCCUGAAGAAGGCUGUCGAUUGCCUAUCCCUGUACAGGAUGAUGAAUCCCAUCCCUACUUGGCACACAGCAGCAUAUGGCUUGCAGAUGGGAAGAAAGACUUCUCCUCCAGCACACAAUAUAGUACGAUAAAUGAGCACAGAAAUCUUGAGGACCAGACACCCAAAGAUGUCAAAAAAGAUCUCUAUAAGCUCAUCAGUCCAUGUCAGUUUAGAUGCCAUGUUGGAGCCAAUAAGCAGUUACCAUAUUUACCUCUCGAAAAUCGGCUUGCCCUUCUCUCGUCUCCCAGAGAUUGUUCAAGAUUGGGGUAUGAUGAACCAUUUGACCUAGGCUGGGAAAACCUCAUCAGCCCAAAGGGGGGCUCCCUCAAGCUGAGCAGCCCUUGCAUGGACUCGGAGACCCAUUCUGUGGAAGAAUGGACCUUGCAAGCAUUGAGGGGCAGUGUGAGCAUGGGGGAGCCACGAAACUUGUGCACCAUGGUCAAAGGCCUGGAAAAAACAAUUGAAGAUAAGGAUGUAGGGGACAAUGAAGGAGUCCUACUCAAUGAGGACUUGAAACCUGUUGAUUAUGAGUACAGGGAGGGUGUCCACUGGGAAAAGUGUGGAACAGUCUUAGGGGUGGGCACGUUUGGCGAUGUGUUUCCAGCUAAGGAUCUGAAAACAGGAUUCAAUUUUGCUGCUAAAAAGAUUCAUGUAAGCAAAUUCCGGUCUGAAGAACUGACCUGCUGUCUUAGUGUCUUGUCCCCAAAUAUCACCCCAGUGUAUGGGGCCAUCCGAGAAGGGUGCUGGAUAACCGUGUUAAUGCACCAAAUGAAAGGAGGGUCUGUGGGGCAGUUAAUCAAAAGGGUUGGCUACCUACCAGAGGACAGGGCUUUGCACUACCUGGGACAAGUACUUGAUGCCCUAACACAUAUCCAUGCUGCAAACAUUGUGCAUGGUGAUAUUAAAGCUGAUAAUGUGCUUAGCAGAAGGGGGCGUGACAAGGUGUACCUGUGCGAUUUUGGACAUUCUGUGCACCUACCUCAUAGUGGUUCCAAGAAGCAGCUACUGACUGCAGACUCUGUCCCUGGCACUGAGACCCAUAUGGCUCCAGAGAUCGUGCGGGGGGAUCCGUGUGACGUGAGCCUAGACAUAUGGAGCUCCUGCUGUAUGUUAUUGCACAUGCUGAAUGGGUGGCACCCUUGGAUCCGCACACACAAACGACCCUUAUGUCUGAAGAUUGCAACAGAGCCCCCACCUCUACAGGAAAUCCCUCCAGACUGUCACACCUUAACUCAUGAGGUUAUCUCUGCUGGGCUAGUAAAAGAACCAGUUGGGAGAGCGACUGCAGCAGAGCUGAGGAAAAAAGUCCAUCUGGCACUAUGUAAAAUUGGAGGUUUGAAAACUCCAUGGAAAUCAGAAUAUAGAGAACCCCGGAGCUUUCCUACUCAGCCAACCCCCCUCAUCCCUACAGAGAUAUCCAAAGACACAUUUCCAGAACCUCAACUGGCCUCACCUAAACCCAGAGCUAUGCCAGGAUCACCUGGUGAGGAGAAGCCAGGAGACCCCCCUCAUAGGAGCACAGAAGAAAGGGGGUCUUUGUUUGACCUGGAAAUCCAGCAGUUGGAAAGAGAUUUGUUUAUGGAGAGCCUUUCCCACCCAUACUCUCUGGAGGAACAGGAACACAUGCUACACUGUCUGAGUGAGAACAGUAUGGAACCAAAGACCAGCAAGGACUCUGGGAUUACUUGGGAUACCUUAAGCUCAGGGGUCCACUCUUGGGACAGUCAGAUAGACCCACUGAGCUUUAAAAGUGAUUCUCUUCUGUUUGGUGGAGGAGACACAAUUGCACCCAGUUGUUUCAAUGGGGUUAAACUUCAGGUGAAAAAGCUUAAUGGAGAAAAGUUACAAAUCUUGGAGUCAAUCUAUACGAAGCUGGGAGAUCUGGCUGUGGGAAUCAGCUUUCAGAUCCCAUCCCCAUCCUUUACCCUGCUGACACCAGAAGGAAACCCUAUACCAUGGAAUACGGAGAUGCUAACCUGCUGGAAAGAACUACAAUGCUCACUGGCUCCAGAUGAUGGAAGCUGGAUCUGGAGGGUGAAUCGUGGCAAGCUGGAAGAGGUUUUUGUGGACAAUGUGCAUUCAUGGAGAGGUGGUAGGCCUGGGUAACUAUCCGGUCCCAUUAAUUGUUUGUGCCUUACAUACCAUAAGAGGUUGUAAUGCCUCUAUUUGUAUCAGCUCCGUCCCAUACAACCUGGUAUUUCAGUCUAUGGACUCUUCAAGUUUGUUACAAGAGCACUUUGAACAGAUUUGUAUGGGGCUUUCAAAUCCAUCUGAACAACUGGUUUUCUAUUGUCAGAUAUGUUACAUUAAGGCCCAUCACCAGCAAUAUCUGUCCAUUAGAAAGCACUUUUCUCUCAAGUUUUGCAUAAUGUUUAUCUAACUCAGCAGCAUAACACUUUUUUGAAUAUCCAUUUUGACCUGUUCUUGGUUUUGGGAUAUCAAUCUCAUGUAUGCUCAGUUCACUUUUUAACCAACAUAAUAGUUUCCUAGUUUUAUUACAAAUAUUUAUAAAAUCACAUUUUUAAAUGAUACAACAAGUUAUAGAAAAGGCUUAGCUGCACAUUAAUUGAUAUUAUUAGUGCAUUCAAACCAGUGGCAUAUUUAGGUUUUAUGCUGCCCACUACUGCCCUCCUCUCUCUACAGAAGUCCGUGCGCAGGCUGUAGCCAUUUACUGCGCCCAAAAUGAGCCUGAAAUCACUCCCACGCGCAUUGAGCUGCCCCACCCUUACCUGUGUUUGGCCUAAAAGGAUCCUGCCGCAGCAGGCCAAUCUAUAGGUGUGGCUGACAACGACAAAUGGCAGCUGUGGUGGUAAGAGGGGGGCGGGCAGGCAUGGGUGUAAGUGAUGUGAAAAAGUGCCGCCCCCCACAUCUGCCACCCUAGGAACAGGCCUUGUUGGCUUAGGCCAUAAUACCUCCCAAAGUCAAAUCAAAUUAUGGGUACAUUUGCCUUAUGUUUUGCUGAUUGGUGACUAAAUUUGGGAUUUGUGUCCCUUUAACUAUGUGUUUAACCUAUUUGAAUUAGAGCAUUCUCUGCACUUUUAUGUCCCUUUAAGCACACUUUUCUAACCUGUUUUGUAAAUAUGGAUGUAUUGUACAAUUUUUAGAUAGAUUUAUGUCAUGUUAUUGCAGCAAAUGAUUUGUUACUCUUGUGUAUGCAGUUCCAUGCCUGUUUAGAGAAACCAGAAAAUCCCUGGGGUAUUAAGACUCUCUCUAUAUGUGCCUUCCUUUUCCACAGAUGUUCUGCUGUUAAACAUUUGCAGAAAUAUAAGGUCACUGGUUCAUCUUUUUGCUUCUGUUUGAGUGAUAUGUACUAGUGCAGUGUUUCCCAAACCCAGUCUUAAGGACCAUCAAUAGGCCAGAUAUUCAUUAUAGCUUAAAGGGACAGUAUACACCAAUUUUCAUAUAACUGCAUGUAAGAUACACUACUAUAAAGAAGAAUAUGCACAGAUGCUGAUCUAAAAAUCCAGUAUAAAACAUUUUUAAAACUUACUUAG
Messenger RNA from Bombina bombina (fire-bellied toad), 4220 nucleotides. RefSeq names its product mitogen-activated protein kinase kinase kinase 14 (gene MAP3K14). Gene Ontology annotation, biological process: positive regulation of canonical NF-kappaB signal transduction; protein phosphorylation. NCBI's taxonomy places the organism in Eukaryota, Metazoa, Chordata, Amphibia, Anura, Bombinatoridae. Gene Ontology annotation, molecular function: ATP binding; protein kinase activity. The record is from RefSeq and is a predicted model, not a curated record.